This is a messenger RNA of Cylicocyclus nassatus, 1163 nucleotides long. The record is from the annotation of a GenBank genome assembly. Lineage: Eukaryota; Metazoa; Nematoda; Chromadorea; Rhabditida; Strongylidae.
AAGAAGUUAGUUCAGAGACGGUAAUGGAGGGUGCAGGACCUUCGGAAGACUACCAGUUUAAAGUUGUUUUGCUUGGUGAAGGUGCGGUUGGUAAAUCUUCUAUGCUUAUGCGAUAUGUGGAGAACAAGUUCAGUCCGAGACACAUAUCCACUAUUCAGGCAAGUUUUCAAUCAAAGCAGGUUGAAAUCGAUGGUGCGCAUAUAACACUGAAUAUAUGGGAUACGGCUGGGCAAGAAAAAUAUCACGCACUUGGCCCUAUCUAUUAUCGAGGCAGUCAAGGAGCUCUCCUUAUCUAUGAUAUGACUGAUCAGCGAUCUUUCGAAAGAGCAAAGAUAUGGUUGAAAGAAUUACAACGAGCAUUGGGAGAUUCGGUAGUAAUAAUGAUUAUUGGCAACAAACUCGAUCUGGCAAGGAACAGAACUGUACCACUUGAAGAAGCUCAGGAGUAUGCUUCUUCCAUGGGUGCUAUGUACGAGGAAACUUCCGCGAAAGAGGAUAUCGGAAUAGAGCAUGCUUUUGAGAAACUGUGUAAAGCAAUGAUCGCAGUAGCAAAAGACACAACGAGAAAUCGUGCCGAUGGUCAUCCACGAGGGCGAAGAAUUGAACUGGUCGAUGACGAGCCGAGCCAUGGCAGAGGGCGGUGUUGCAAGUAACUUCCCACAAAUUUGUAAUUGGCUGGUGGUGCGAUUGGGCAUCACAAUUUGACUAUCUUUAGAACGGGUAAUUCACAUUUCCCUAACGCGUUCUGUUAUACUUAAUUUGAAGUGUUCACAUCCAUCAGCGAGAGUCUGUAUGCUACAAAUUUUUACGCAGCAGAAGUUUGAGUAUAUAUAUCACAAUUCUGGAGCGAUUGUAUCGUAGCAGAAGAGUUCAAGUUUUCCUCUCCGGUGCUUGAUUGUUGUAGGUGUACUAGACCAGGUGAUGACAGACAAUGCUUCUAAUCCUCGCAUGUGUUUUCGGCCACGAUGUAAAUUUUUAUGUGCGAAAUUCACAUUUCUAUGUCACUUUGUUUUUGUUUUCCUAGUCGUUUUAUCUUGUGAUGUGCUUUAUAAGUAAGAUAUAUAUUCUUGAACAUAACAUAAUCUGUGACAUCUUGUCACCAUAUCUGUAGAUCUACUGUCAUAUUAAUGAUGUAGAAAGCCUCAGAAUAAUAAAUACAUUUC